Eufriesea mexicana is the source of this 1238-nucleotide messenger RNA. RefSeq lists its product as uncharacterized. Lineage: Eukaryota; Metazoa; Arthropoda; Insecta; Hymenoptera; Apidae. The transcript is spliced from 5 exons. Bases 56 to 931 code for a protein of 291 amino acids. The record is from RefSeq and is a predicted model, not a curated record.
CGAAGGGGUAUGAUGUGGAAGAGGGGGCAGCAAAGGAAGGCGAAUAGUUGCCUCGAUGAUACCACCUCUCUCAGUUGCUCCUCGGUUUCCGGACUGCGUGGACUGGCAGAAAAUGCGUACCGUGGCCGUAUGGACCGCCUUCGUGUUAGCGUAUUCAAGCAGCCCUUUCGUGGCCGGUAUACGAUACAUCGAUUCGAUCUCGGCGCAAUCGGGGAACACCGGCGACAUCGCCGAGAAGCACGUUGGCCUGACCGAGCCGACAUGCGACGAAUUGAGGGCAAUGUGGAGGUACACCAAACGUCAAAGCAGAGCUGCUAAAACCAGUACCGGAUACCCUCUUUAUCACGAUCCAUUUUCGUAUAACGACUGGAAGUCAUAUUCUGAACGCUCCAAACUCUCCCUUAACUAUCGAGGAAGGUUGGCAGGAAACGCUCCAAUUUAUGGAAGGAUGGUUCAUAAAGCACCAGCGGGUAGCAGAUUAAGAAAUGGAAUGCGGCACCCACCACGACUUUACGACAAAAGCACGCGCUUUUACGGAACAAUUAAUUCUUAUCCACCAUCGCCAAGACGAAAAUUAAUGGACAACUUCCGUAUGGUCGGUGGUGGUUUCCAUCGUAUGUCACAAGUCCCUCAAGCUGGCAGAUUUCAGUAUUUGAAGGAAUUACUUCACAAUGAACGCGCUCGUGAACUACAGAAACAACACAGAGUUGAAAAUCUCGCAGAAAAGACAUCAACUUUAAAAGAUUCCAUAAAUGAUGAGCAUCCUUUUGAUAUUCAACAACCUCGAAAACAAUUUUCGAAGUCGGCACUACAAAUCCCAACGAAAAUUAAUUAUGAAUUUGGUCAGGGACGAUAUACAUCGAAUGUGCCGAACAAUGGUCAAGUCUGGUCGAGGAGUGGAUUUCAGUCCCGCGAAUACUUAUCGCGUUAGUAUCUCAACGGACUGCCGAUGUCUCCCAAAUAAGGAACCUAUUCUAUGGAUUAACGUAUCCGUUUUUUCGAUACGUUUGCACGCAACAGGACACAAAAGAUUUGCAUCUGCUUUUCUGACAUUUCUCGUCAUCCGAAAAUUUGCGUAAGCCAAAUUCUUGUGUUUAUGGCAGUGAGUAUCGUCCCUUUGCGGACUGAUCUUUCGUUGUCCUCCUCCGUCGUCCUCGAAAAUUGUCCUUAAGACUUUCGUUGUCUUACAUUUGAAUCUCAAACCGCGAUAUCUGCGUUAUCUUGAUUCAUCCAACAUG